GGUUGCUGUUCUACUUGGCCUACGCCUACACAGUUUAUAGUUUUGAUUUUUAAUACUUUUAAAAUACUUAAUCUUGUUUAACUUCAGAUUAAUAAAUAUGGAUCAGGACUGCGAUCUACUAUUUGAAGCUAUCAAAACUGGCAACAACAGGCAAGUCGAAACGCUAUUAGAAUCUAAACGAUGCCACCCAGAUAGUUGUGCAAAAGACUCUUUUAAUACCCCUGCUAUUGUCAUGGCAGCUCAACUAAAUCACACGGAAUGCCUACAAUGUCUUUGUCUCAAUGAAAUUCGAGCUAACGUCGAUGCCACAGAUUCAAUGAAUUGGACAGCAAGCAUGCAUGCUGCAGACAAAAGUUUUAUCGAAAUUCUUAGAAUUUUGAAACAUUUUAAUGCAAAUUUUAAUUUGAUCAAUUUGGAUGGGUCAAAUGCACUUAUGGUGGCAGCUAAAAGUGGUCAUGAUGAGUGUGUUCGCUUUUUAAUUAACAGGACAUUAAAUAUCAAUCAAGAAAACAGAGAGGGAUACACUGCACUGAGUUACGCAGUUCAAGCAUGUAAUGUUGACACAGUCCAGAUGUUGUUGGAUGCAAAUGCCGAAGUGAAUGUUGUUGAUCAUGAGAAGGGUUACUCUCCUCUUAUGCAUGCCCUAAACUCUAUAAAGCUACACACAGCCAUUGUACUUUUAAAUAGAAAAGCUGAUGUUAAUGUAGUAGGCCUUGAUGGCAAAACAGCUCUAUCUUAUGCCUUUCAUUUUGCUUUAAAUCACUGCUUUGGAGACACCUUAUUUGCUCAGCUGGUGUUGCUUCAUGGUGCUGAUAUGAGGCUGUCAAGAUCUGACCAAUCAUACUUACAUAAAAUGAUUGCGACAGGUUCAUUGAGGGUCGUUAGACAAAUGGUCUUAAAUGGAUGUCAGCCUUUUGACAAUAGUUGCAAAUAUUGCUUUGGAAUUGAACAUCACGAAAAGCCUGUUUCGCCUUUGUAUGCUGCCCUGUUUUCAGGACAUGACAACAUCGCUCGAUACUUCAUAAUAAAUAAUUUUUAUACACAUUCUGACAUAUGCAGUUUAACAAGCAACCAAGAACUGCAAAAGAGGUUAGAAGAAUGCAGCCAGUAUAACAGUGGAUCAAUAGCUGUUCUUAAUCAUCUGAGAGUUUGGAGUCCUCAUCUGUCACUUUACAAUGUUUGUUUAGUAGCUGUGCGUGAAGUGCUCAAAUUUCACAUUCAGACUACAAAUACAAUGAUAAAAACUUUGCCUCAAAAAAUCCAGGAUGAUUUACUCUUCAAAGGCAAAUGUUCCCAUUUAUGUACACGGGUGUGGUGCUUUAUUUCAUAAGAGCAGGAAUAUUUGUUAGAACCUUGCUUAUGUGAUGAUUGUGAAGAGGAAAGAACAAUAUGUACAAAUAGAAAAUCAAUUAAAGGAAACAUAAAUUAUUGUGGCAUAAGACUUAAACUUAAGUAAAAGACUGGGUUCAGUUUUCAUGCAAAUAGUCUGAAAUGGAAUUAAUUAUUUGUACUGUCAACAUGUAGUUUGUAGAUUAUGCAUCAGGUUAAUUAAAUAUUUUCAGACCUUCACUUUUUUAAAUUGUUUUGACUUAGGGUUAUCUCUAAAGUCUAUUUAUGAUACAGAAUGGGGUAAAUAAAUAGAGGCACAUUCUAAGAGAUGGAAAAUAUUCAUUGCCUUACAUCUUUAACCUAUCUCCUUGCAAAGGCUACAGGAACAAACCCAUCAGAAUAAUCUAGAGCCAAGGGCCUGUUUGACUUUGAACUUCAUUUAUUCUGAUAAAUGUAUAGAUUAAUAAGACACAAACAAAUUGUGUCAAUAGAACAAUAUGAGUUACGCUUUAAUAAUAAUUAUACAUUAUACACAAACGUUUCG
Messenger RNA from Lymnaea stagnalis (great pond snail), 1873 nucleotides. The record is from the annotation of a GenBank genome assembly. NCBI's taxonomy places the organism in Eukaryota, Metazoa, Mollusca, Gastropoda, Lymnaeidae.